Molecule: messenger RNA, 1317 nt
Organism: Colletotrichum graminicola M1.001
Lineage: Eukaryota; Fungi; Ascomycota; Sordariomycetes; Glomerellales; Glomerellaceae
Product: salicylate hydroxylase
Exons: 5
Coding region: 1-1317 (438 amino acids)
Biological process (GO): secondary metabolite biosynthetic process
Molecular function (GO): FAD binding
Source: RefSeq, a predicted model, not a curated record
AUGGCAGUCCAGUCAACCCAAUUCAAUGUCGCCAUCGUCGGCGCCGGUGUCGCAGGCCUUGCGCUGGCCAUGGCACUCCACCGGAAGGGGGUGCCAUUCACCAUCUAUGAAGAAGCAAAAGAGUACUCUGUUGUCGGUGCUGGUAUCGGAUUCGGCCCAAAUGGCAUGCAGGCCUUGGACAUGAUCCAGCCCGGGUUUCGUCCACUUUACGAGGCCACUUGCGUCGGAAACAAGCCCGCUGAUGCGCAAUGGGUCUUCUUCGAGGGCUAUCUGCUCGAGCCCGGCUUCGGCGGCGACCAACCUUGGAAUGGCAACCUCAAGUCCGCUUGGGGGCACAAAGACUACCUCCGCAAGUCUGCUCAUCGAAAGGAAUUGCUGGAUAUCAUGACAAGCUUCAUUCCCAUCGAGACCGUCAAAUUUAACAAGAAGCUCGUCUCUAUCAAGGAGCAGCCCGACAGAGUUAUUCUGGAGUUUGAGGAUGGCGAGGUUGCUACACACAGCAUCCUGGCAGGUUCUGAUGGUAUCGCGAGUACAGUACGGGAGUACCUCUUGGCGCCAACCUAUCCCGAUGAAGCAAAGCCGGUGUUCUCGGGUGCCUACUGCUACCGAGCUGUCAUCCCGAUGAACGAGGCGAACGAGAUUAUAGGGGAAAAGACCGAUGUAGCAAAGGUAUAUUUCGGUCCCGACAGGGGUGCUGUCUCGUACCGAAUUACCGGAGGCGAUGAGUUCAAUUUCCUUCUGGUCAAGGCUACGCCGAACAAGCCAUGGCCUCACCCCGGCAGGAUCACCAAGCCCGUAACAGUGGAGGAGAUGGUUGCAGACUUCGAUGGCGAUAACAUUGAUGAUCGUUUCCGCAGGCUGGUGGCCAAGGCGAAGCCGGUUAAGUGGGGUUUAUUCCACCACGCCAAGACCUCGACGUACUACAAAGACAGAGUCUGCAUCCUUGGCGACAGUGCGCACGCCUCCAUGCCCUUCCAGGCCGCAGGAGCAGCUCAAGGUGUCGAAGAUGCGCUCGUUCUUGCAUUCGUCCUUGAGGAGCUCAUGAAGAGCCCUACCAGGGGCUCUGAGCAGCUUCGUGAGAUCAAUGCAGGGCUCAAGGCGUACGACGCGGUCAGGAGACCGCGUGCUCAAAAGCAGCUCGACCGGGCCUUCGAGGUCGGCCAGAUGAUCUACUUUCAGCACCCCGAGUGCGGAAAUGACAUGAACAAGAUACUAGGCAAGUUGCAGAACGGCUGGUUGGACUGGUUGUGGUUCCCGGACUUGAAGGCCGAUGUCGACGAGGCAGUAGCUCAGACGCGCAAGGCACUUCCGAAUUAA